Molecule: messenger RNA, 2568 nt
Organism: Ophidiomyces ophidiicola
Lineage: Eukaryota; Fungi; Ascomycota; Eurotiomycetes; Onygenales; Onygenaceae
Gene: VPS53
Product: Vacuolar protein sorting-associated protein 53
Exons: 3
Coding region: 1-2568 (855 amino acids)
Biological process (GO): retrograde transport, endosome to Golgi
Cellular component (GO): GARP complex
Source: RefSeq, a predicted model, not a curated record
AUGCCAGCAAACGCCCAACCCGAAGAUCCACUGGAUGGUGCCGACUAUGAUCCAAUCGACCAUCUAAACGAGAUAUUUCCCCAUCCCUCCACCCUCGCUUCGGUUUCUAAGACUUCCUACGCUCUCCGAGACUACCAAGAUGGCCUUGACCGGGAUAUCGCAGCCCUUACCGAGGCUCAGGCAGCGUCAAAUAAGGCAAGCGUUGAGCGAAUUCAAACUGCCAAGGCAGAUAUGGCAGAACUCUUCAAAAAGAUCGACGACGUACGCGAAAGGGCUUUAAAGACUGAGCGCGCUAUCACCGAGAUGACUGCGGAUAUAAAACAAUUGGAUAAUGCGAAAAAGAACCUUACACUGUCAAUGACCACACUUAAGAGGCUGCAGAUGCUGACCACCGCGUAUGAGCAACUAAAGGCCCUUAGUAAGUCAAGGCAAUAUAGAGACUGUGCACAAUUGUUGCAAGCGGUUAUCCAGCUGAUGUACCAUUUCAAAUCGUACCGUUCGAUUGAUCAGAUUGCUUCUUUGAGUCGUAAUGUGGCAGAUAUACAAAGAGAACUGCUGGAACAAGUGUGCGAGGACUUUGAGCUCAUCUUUACAAAAGGGGAAAUUUCCCAAAGGAAGAAUGUUUUAUCAGAGGGAUGCUCUGUGAUGGAUGCAUUAGGGGAUGUAGCGAAAUCGAGGCUUAUCACUUGGUACUGCAAUACUCAACUGAGGGAGUAUAGACAAGUGUUUAGAGGAAAUGAAGAGGCAGGCUCUCUAGAUAACAUAUCAAGAAGGUAUUCUUGGUUCCGAAGAAUGUUGAAAACUUAUGAGGAAGAACAUUCAGCCAUAUUUCCGACAUCUUGGAAGGUUGGUGAGACUUUGACGAACGUCUUUUGUGAAGGAACUCGAGAAGACUUCAAGGGGAUACUAUCCCGCUCAGUGCGCAGUGGCCAGAGUCUGGAUGUGAACCUUCUACUAUCCUGUCUACAAGAGACACUUGAUUUCGAGCAUUCCCUUGACCGACAUUUUGCUCCAACCUCCCGCGCAUCUAUUGAUACCUUUACCUCCAGUGAAUCUCCUGCUUUCUCCCAAUCCAUAUCCGAAGCCUUCACCCCUUACCUGGGUAUUUGGGUUGAGGCACAAGAUAAACAACUCGCUUCAUUGAUUCUAAAGUACCGACAACAGCCCAUUAAGCCUAAAGACGAGGACUUCUCUUCGCAACUUGUAAUUCAAUCAUCUACGGAUCUCUUCACAUUCUAUCGCCAUUCUUUGGCGCAAUGCGCUAAAUUAUCUACCGGGGACAGUUUAUCGGAGUUAUCAAAAGUUUUCGGGAAAUAUUUAGACCAAUAUGCACAACAGGUCUUGCUGUAUCAUAUCAGCGAGCGAACUGCGGGACAAGUGCCGUCCCAGGAAGAACUAAUAAUGGUGUUGAAUACUGCGGAUUACUGUUAUUCGACUUGCAAUCAACUAGAGGAGAAGAUUAAGGGUCGCAUCGACGAUAAUUUCAAGCAGGCUAUUGAUCUCCAAAGCCAAGCGAAUUCAUUCAUGGGUAUUGCCGGCGCCGUUGUUCGUAUCCUCGUCCGCAAAGUUGAAUUGGAGUUGGAUUCCACCUGGAAAGAAAUGCGGAAUAUUUCAUGGAACAAGCUUGACAGCGUCGGCGACGAGAAUUCCUAUGUCGAGUUGUUGUUAACAAAAUGCAAAGCGAAGUCCGCAGAAAUAUUGAACAUGCUUCACAAGCAACAAUACGCCCGAACAUUUGCAGAUCACGUCAUCGAAUAUAUCUCCAGCACAUUUGCGUCUAAUAUCUACCAGUGUAGGCCGGUUUCUGAGACUGGCGCUGAGCAGAUGCUGCUUGAUGGCUAUUCAUUGAAAAACGGGCUAUCUACUCUUCUCGACCCUGCCCCUCCUGGAUUCACAAAACGUCUCAACACUACAUUUCAAAAAGUAGACACGCUCCUGAAAACCCUGCAGGUUCGAGCUUCGCCUGCGGAAGCCCUUGUACAGGCAUACCUUAUUCACAUCGCCGACAAAAACGACAAUAACUUCCGCAAAAUCCUUGAUAUAAAAGGUAUUCGUGGGAAAGGGGAACAGAAUCGACUACUUGAGUUAUUUCAAAUUCAUAAAGCGUCCGAUCGCUAUGCCUCAAGUUUACAGGCGAGUAGCCCGUUGAUCGCCCAACUACAAACACAAACCCCUAUACCCUCCCAGUCCAUAGCCGCCCCCCAAGGCCUGGGGCUGAGUACCCUUGCUACAGCUCCAGGCUCGUCCCUAGGAGCAAGUACGAGAUUCGAUGCAUCCAUGCUAGGCUCGGCGCUCAUAUCAGCAGCUCGUGACGGAGUAGAUAGAUUAGGCACUCCAGGACUCGGAACCCUAGGGGCCAGCCCGACCAUCGGGGUCAACGGGAGGAUGGGAACUCCCCCCCUUGGAGAUGUGAUGGGAUCCAGUGAUGGGAUUGAAGGGGGGUUGGCUGCAGCUGGACUCAACGCGACGAAUCUGAAUGAAAACUUGAAAAAUAUCGGCAAGUUUUUCCGUAGAGAUAUAGGCGGACUAGGAGGGAGGUUUGGAAGAGGCGUUGAUGAUGGGAAAUAG